AUGGCGCUGUCCAUGGCUGGCACGAAUACACUAUCUACUGGAUGAUAUAUUUGUUUUAAACAGGUUUUGGGUUUGUUCGUGAGUUUAAUAAACCAGUAGGCACUACAGAAUUUCUUUUUUUUUAAAUUAUUUUUACUGUUGUUGAUGUGAAACACAAAGGACAAAGCAUGUCGGGGUCAAAUGUAUGGAGUCGUAGCCGAGAGAGACUGAGACGGUUCCCUGAACUGUUAGCUCAGUGUGCAGAUGAGUUGUAUAGACAUAUCACCAUAACUGGAGUGAAUAAAAAUGGACACUCCACUUUAGAGGCAGCCGUUUAUGGGAAGUGUGUUGCUGCUACAACAACUGGUAAACGGGAGCUGAAGAAGGAUCUGUGUGCUACAGAGUUUGAGGCACUGAAGACCUGUUUUACAAACGCAGCCAAGAAGAAAACCAGAUGACACAUUUGGACUGAUCUGUGGGAGAAAACUUUCCAAGUGGAGCUUUGAUGUGAUGUUAUAAUAGGGCAGACAAACUAUUUCAUUUCAGUCGAUAUUUAUACAAACCAGCAAUCAAUAAUGUUGAAUAUAUUUUAUUGGAUCUUUUUAUAAGCAAAAUAUUAUACAUAGAAAAAUCUGCUUGUAAAAAUGAUCUUGAUCGUCACAGGAGAGACCAGAAAAUACAGACUUGAUUUCCAA
Messenger RNA from Xiphophorus couchianus (Monterrey platyfish), 674 nucleotides. RefSeq names its product NADH:ubiquinone oxidoreductase complex assembly factor 8 (gene ndufaf8). The transcript has 4 exons. The record is from RefSeq and is a predicted model, not a curated record. Lineage: Eukaryota; Metazoa; Chordata; Actinopteri; Cyprinodontiformes; Poeciliidae. Gene Ontology annotation, cellular component: mitochondrion. Gene Ontology annotation, biological process: mitochondrial respiratory chain complex I assembly. The coding region runs from base 168 to 437 and encodes 89 amino acids.